AUGGAAUUAAAGAAAACUACCUCCAGGGCGUACAAUGCUGCUCUCCUGCUGCCACUUUUCCUCUUACUUUGGGGAACCUCAUACUCUGAAAAUGACAGUGGCUGUUCCUCAUCCCCCUGUGAGAAUGGUGGGAGCUGUAAGGAUUUGGAAGUGGGUUACCAGUGCAUCUGCCCUGUGGAGCCUGUAGCCUACAUGGGCAUAAACUGUGAAUUCCUCUAUGAUGCUUGUGCUAAACAUGACUGUCCCUCCAAUAUGACCUGCUUCCGGACUCCAGGGCUCCUGGAAUAUGAAUGUGUCUGUCAGCCUGGCUCCACAGGCAUCGACUGUGACAAUAUCGAUGGGUGUGAGAGCAACCCUUGUACAGAUCCUCACUUUGAAUGUGUAGAUAGUGCAAAUGGAUACACCUGCAAAUGCCAAACAGGGCCGGGUGGAGAAGGCUGCCGAGCCGAGAGCUCCGAGGGCUCCAGCCAGCCCUGCCUGAACAACGGGACCUGUGUCCAGGGCCUGGGGGACUACUCCUGCAUCUGCCAGCCUGGCUUCACCGGGGCCACCUGCGGGCACGACGUGGACGAGUGUGCCUCGGGGCCCUGCCAGAACGGUGCCAUCUGCCGCGAUGGGCUGGGCGAGUACAGCUGUUUCUGCGUGCCAGGAUUCCAGGGCUACCACUGCGAGAUCGACAUCAACGAGUGCGCGUCCCGGCCCUGCCGCAACAGCGGCACCUGCCACAACCACAUGGACCACUACCUGUGCCACUGCGCCCCCGGCUACACAGGUGUGAACUGUGAAGCUGAAAUAGAUGAAUGUGCUUCAGAGCCUUGCCAGAAUGGGGCCCUGUGCAAUGAUCACAUUGGGUUCUACACCUGCACCUGUGCACCAGGUUAUGAGGGGAUCCAGUGUGAGGUGGACAUCGAUGAAUGUGUGAGCCAGCCGUGCCAGCACAACGGGACGUGUGUCGACCUCAUUAACAGCUACCGUUGUGACUGCAGUGACACUGGCUUCGAGGGGGAGCACUGUGAGCUGGAUAUCCUGGAGUGUGCCUCUGCCCCCUGCCUCAAUGGUGCCACGUGCCUGGAGGGAGUCAAGAGCUACAGCUGUACCUGCUGGCCAGGUUACACAGGACAGGACUGUGAGGAGGAUGUGGAUGAGUGUGCAUCAGGCCCCUGUCACAACGGGGGUGUGUGCCUCGAGCGCUCCAACCCUGCCCACUACGGCUCAGAGCCUGACUUUCCCAGCAACUUCAGCUACAGCCAGGCCGCUGGGUUCCUGUGCCACUGCCAGCCAGGCUUUGCAGGGGAGACCUGCUUUACCAACAUCGAUGAGUGUGAAUCCCAGCCCUGCCUGAACGGGGGGCUCUGCCAGGACCUUGUUAAUGGCUUCCUCUGUCGAUGCCUGCCUGGUUAUUCAGGUGUGGAAUGUGCUGUUAACAUCAAUGAGUGUGAGGAGGGUCCCUGCAAGAAUGGAGCUGUCUGUGAGGAUGGCAUUGCUGACUAUACCUGCCACUGUGCCCCUAGCCAGGAUGGCAUUGUAUGGGGAGGGAAGAACUGCUCUGUCAAGCUCACUGGGUGCCAGACACACGACUGCCAAAACGAGGCCUUGUGCAUCCCAACCUACCAAGCUGAGAGCCACGGCCACCUGUGCCAGUGCCAGCCUGGUUUCUAUGAUGCCACAUGCUCGACACCAACAACGUUUUCCUUUGCUUCCAGAGGGUAUCUCCUCCUUGAGCUGCCCAGGAGCAAUCAGAGCGGGAGGGACACAGGAGGAGAGCAGCCUGCCAGCGUGUCCCUCCGCUUCCGAACCAGCUUGCCCAGCGUGGUCCUUUUUUACCGAGGCCAUGAAGCUGAGUACUUGUUCCUGGAGCUCUUUGAUGGCAUUCUGCAUGCAGAGCUGAAGAGGGAGGAUGUUGGGUACCCACUGCUCCUGGAGGGGCUGAGAGUGGAUGAUGGCCAGUGGCAUAAGGUGGAAAUUGUUGUGCACAGCACUGUGCAGCUGAAGCUCUGGCAUGACUCUUGUGACGCAGGCGUCUGCCUGCAGAGCUCUCCUGUCCCACCUGGCACUGCUUUGAUCCCACAUGCCUUCUUGAACCUGUAUGUUGGAGGUGCUGAGGAUCCAAUGGUGAACAACACAUGGAGCCAGCAAGGCUUUGUCGGCUGCCUGGAAGACUUCCAGGUGGAUGCUGAAGUUGUGCUCCCGGAGGAUCUGCCGGAGAAUGAGUCCUCCCUGGUGAUACCAGGCUGUGAGCGGACAGAGUGGUGCCUCUCCCAGCCCUGCUUCCAUGGGGGGCUCUGUGUGGACCUUUGGACCACCUUCAGGUGUGACUGCUCCCGGCCUUACGGAGGCCCAGCUUGCUCCUACGAGCGUCCAGCAGCAACAUUUGGCCUAGAGAAUUCCACCAGCUUUGCCUCGUUCACCCUUUUGGACAGCCUGGGUGCAGACUUCAACAUCUCCUUUUUCGUCCGGAGUCGGAAGCCCAACGGUUUGCUACUGCAGAUCAGCAAUGAAACAGGCCCCUGCCUCACCCUGUAUCUGAGGAAUGGCAAGCUGAGGAUAGAAAUGUCACCUACAGACACUGUGAUGUUCCCAGAGAAUGUGGUUGAUGGCAGAAGACAUUUGGUAGCUCUGUCAUUCCAGGGAGGCACUGUUGGUGCUCACCAGUCCGACACAUAUGUGGAGCUGGGACAGGUCAUAGCACAGCCUCUGUUAGCUGGUUCUGAAGUGUACAUUGGGGGACACCCAAACCCAGACAGCACUGACAUGUGGGGAGGCUAUUUUAAGGGCUGUUUGCAGGACAUCCAGCUCAACAGCCACCAGAUACAGUUUUUUCAGACUGAGAACUACAGUCUGCCAGAGGAGCUCAAUGGGAUUCAAAAUGGAAAUCUUGUGAGUGGCUGCAUCUCUGAUGACACCUGCAAGUCUGAGCCAUGUCAGAAUGGUGGCAGAUGCAUUGUCACUUGGAAUGAUUUCCAUUGCAGUUGUCCAGCAAAUUUCACUGGGAAGUUUUGUGAAGAGAGAGUCUGGUGUGAAAGUGACCCUUGUCCCGAGGCCACCACCUGCAUAGACGUUGUAGCAGGAUAUGUGUGUCUGGCUAAUGCAACAUUUAAUAGUUAUGCUGCCAUUGAAUUUACCACCAACACCUCAGUGACCAGAACCCUGAGCAGCCUCCAUAUGGAUUUCAGAACCAGGGAUGAAGAUGCUGUUUUGCUUCGGGCUGUGGAAGAGGUGGAUUCCCUGCUCAUAGUCAUUAAAAACUCCUCCCUGCUCGUUGACAUCAGGAGUGGGAACAGCAUCGAGGGCGUCAGGUUCCUGAGCCCGCAGGCCGUCGCGGACGGGGCCUGGCACAGCCUCUCUGUGUCCAUGGAGGAGCCCGCGCCGUCCUCCCGGUGGCUGGUUCGUUUGGACGGGUCUGUGAAUGUGACUCUGCAGGGCAGUGCUGGGAACUUGGACUUCCUGAAGAACAAUGCACUGAUCAUUCUAGCUGAAAAUUUCACUGGCUGCUUGGGCCAAGUGCAGAUCGGGGGCAUCUACCUUCCCUUCACUGCCCACCCGGGGUACCCCCAGCCAGAGCAGUUCGUGCAGGCUGUGAGCAGGAGCAUCCAGCUGGGCUGCUCCGGGGCCGAGGUCUGCGCUCCCAGCCCCUGCCUCAACGCCGGCACCUGCGAGGACCUGUUCAACGCCUUCAGGUGUGCCUGCAGCGCGGGCUGGGGCGGGCAGCGCUGCGAGGCCAACAUCGACGACUGCCACUCCAGCCCCUGUGUGCAUGGGGACUGUGUGGAUGCAGUAGCAGACUUCCAGUGUGAAUGCUUCCGGGGCUUCAUCGGGAAGAGGUGUGACAUCAACGUGGACGAUUGUGUGCGGCAUCAGUGCCUGAAUGGAGCCACCUGCGUCGAUGGAGUCUAUGGCUACUCCUGCAAGUGUCCUCCUCAGUACUCAGGGCCUCGCUGCGAGUGGCCGUUCCCACCUCAGCAGUGUGGCAAGAACUUCACCUGUCUGAACGGUGGCAGGUGCGUCACUGAGAGCUGGGGAGCCAACUGCUCCUGCAGGCCAGGCUUCAUGGGAAGGAACUGUCAAAUUAACAUAAAUGAGUGUGAUCCGAACCCGUGCCAGAACGGAGGAACGUGCCAGGACUCGGAGAACAGAUACGAGUGUGUGUGCAGUGCCAGCUACACCGGAGAGCGCUGCGACAUCAACCAGCGAGUGUGGGCACACCUCAGCCACUCCUCCGUGGUGGGAGCGGUCGGGGCUGCGGGCGCUGCCCUGCUCCUCGCGGUGGUUGCAGCCACGGCGAUUGCCAUGAAGAGGAGGAGAGCAACUCAGGGAACCUACAGCCCCAGCCGGCAGGAGAAGGAUGGGGCCCGAGUGGAAAUGUGGAACGUAAUCAAGAUGCCCCCGACCGAGCGGCUGAUCUAA
Molecule: messenger RNA, 4404 nt
Organism: Acanthisitta chloris (rifleman)
Lineage: Eukaryota; Metazoa; Chordata; Aves; Passeriformes; Acanthisittidae
Product: protein crumbs homolog 2-like
Molecular function (GO): calcium ion binding
Source: RefSeq, a predicted model, not a curated record